This is a messenger RNA of Daphnia carinata, 2560 nucleotides long. RefSeq names its product cationic amino acid transporter 2-like. NCBI's taxonomy places the organism in Eukaryota, Metazoa, Arthropoda, Branchiopoda, Diplostraca, Daphniidae. The transcript has 8 exons. The coding region runs from base 752 to 2425 and encodes 557 amino acids. The record is from RefSeq and is a predicted model, not a curated record. Gene Ontology annotation, cellular component: plasma membrane. Gene Ontology annotation, biological process: amino acid transport. Gene Ontology annotation, molecular function: amino acid transmembrane transporter activity.
AACCGCUUCGUUUUCAUCUUGUCGCGUGACAAACUGGCCUAGCAGACGACUAAUAAAUGGAGGGCAAUUUCACUUUUGCGGGAACGUGAUAAACUUUUUUCAAUCGUUUCACAGUGGUAAGGAAGCCACUCCGUGAUUAAGCUCAUAAUACCUCCCGUGGAAGAAUAAGGUCUUCUUCUUGCUUAGAAUAAUGGCAAUAUGGGUUCACAUUUCUUUGCCGAUAACGAUAGGGCAACAAAUGGCGGCUACAAUCUCUUGGUUCGUAACCAUUAUUGACCGAACGAAGAAACCCAAGAUAUACAGUGUGAUAGAACAGGAAUAUCUUAAAUACAUUAUUCAGAUUUGAUUCAAGUAGAACUAAAGAUCAGUUAAUCUUUAGGUCUUUCGUUGUACGGCUUCCGUCCCUGACGUAAAAGUCAACAAAUCCUGUUACGAUACUUUCGUUUUCUACGCUCAAUGCAUAGAAAAGCAGUCAGUAUUACCAGGGAUCCCUCGAUGAUAGCGACCGAAUCCAGCAUCAAUUCCAUACUCACGAACACUUAUUAACGCUGUGCUGCAGACGGGCAAUCCAUCUUUAGUCGUAGGAUAUUUCGUCGUGUUUUCAUACUCAGCUCUGCUUGCUCCAUCCACUCUUUUGGCAGCUGUAUUUGUCGCUUCUAUCGCUUCACUACUUUCAGAACUAUGUCGAUAUGAGUUUCUGACCUGCCGUCGUAAUACCUCAGCCUGCCCAUACAUUUGCACUUAUCAGAUUAUGGGCGAAUUCGCUGCCCAUUUGUAUGGCUGGACUCAGGUGUUGAGUAGAGCAGCUGUAGCUGCUCUGGUGGCCCGUGGAAUCGGAUCUGUUCUAGUCCUUGUGUUUGGCAAGCAUUUGCUCCAACAUAAUUUCUAUUUCGUCAACGAAGAUUCCUUUGGAAUAAUAGCCCAACUGAUUGUCUCCUUGUUUGUCCUUCUCGGCCUAAAGAUGACUGCACCAUUUGCUGUAGCCAUCAAGCUAUUCAUUGUGAUGGCCAUUUUGCUCUUCAUGUCCCAGAUUGCAAGUUUCACUGUUCCAGAGAUAGACACACAGCAUCAUCAUCCACCAUCGACCGAUGAAUCUUCAACAGAAGAAUUACUAAUAGCUGCUGGAUUAUUAAGUAUGACGUUUAAGCCCGAAAACAAGGAAACUCACAUCCUGUCGAAAUCAUCAUUGAUGUCGGCUUUUUUGGGAAUUCAAUAUUGUUCCACGCUGUUCAUCUUCGUCAUCAUGUCUAUACUUCACUGCUUCCUACCUCCAAACAUUUUAAACCACAUCAAGAGCGGCUCGCCUUUGUUGGAGGUUUUAAUGUCGUUGGCAACGGGUCCUCAUUGGUCAACCGCCAUCUUCUCAUGCUGUUGUAUACUAGUCGGCUCUUUAUCGCUAGUCGAGGGGAUUCAAGAUUCCAAACGUCAAAUCAAUAAAAUGUCUUCGGAUGGAUUGAUUUGGAAACAGCUGGCCACCAACGCGAAAUGGCCAUUGAUUGUUCAUUGCGUCAUAUCCAUUGGGCUGCAGAUGACCAUCUCGACGUUGAACCUCGUCUUCAUCCUUGCCUUCGUUCACCUUGGACUCGAUUCCAUUCUGGGCGUGGUGGUCACAUUCAGACGGUACUGCAGUUACUCGACGUCACGUCAUUUGGCAGCAUUGCAAGGCUAUAAAAACGGUACGUCCAAGAAACGUCAUUUACUGCGUCGAGGAGGCUACGACGUCGUCGAUCCAAGUCCGGUGGAGCAAUCACGAGCCGAGGAAUCCGAUUCGGAUGAAACUGAUAUCGAUGCUGCUGUCGAUGAUUACAAAACUCAAAUGUACGUCGCUACUGUGAUGGAAUGGAACGGUUCCGAAGUAUCCAAUACUCCCGAAAGGUCAGAAGUCGGAGGAAGCAGGACAUCCGUCAGAGUUCCGUACUUACUUUUGGCCGUGUCCAUCACUAUUGUCGUCAUGUCGGUAGCAAUGCGAUGGAUAUUAAGCGAUCUCAACUGGUUCUCCGUGUCCAUCACUGCCUCCUCGUUCGUCAUCUACAACGUCUUGCUGUUCAUCAUCUGGACCCAUCCGCAAAGACUGACAAGUAGCAAUCCAACGCUCAAGGUGCCUUGCGUUCCAUGGAUUCCGAUCGGAUCCACCCUGUUUCACAGCAUCAUGUUAUUUCAAUUACCCGCACUAGCGUGGAUUGUUUCAUUAGUGUGGAUACUUUCAGGAAUCACGACUUAUUUCGGUUACAGCUAUCGAACCAGUCGUCUCAAUUUCAAGUUGCAAGAUUCCAGCAGCGACGGCGGUGGCAAACCUGGUGACUUGUCAAGUCGAAAAAAGAAUAAUCCAGCACACAAAUUACGGAUUCUACCUGAAACGAUGAUCAAUCUCAAUGUGACGUCGAGCAGCAUCGCCGUCUAUCCUCAACCCUAUUACAAAAUUUAAUUAAUGAGAAACUUCAAAAGAUGAUCCGCUUAUUUCCUGUUGUUUUUUUUUUUCUUUUCUUCUUCUACCGGAAGGAAAUUUGCUGCAACAUGUAGAUUGUAUUUGAAAUAUAUAUGAGAAAUCAAACACUGUAAA